Messenger RNA from Phasianus colchicus (ring-necked pheasant), 2478 nucleotides. The record is from RefSeq and is a predicted model, not a curated record. Lineage: Eukaryota; Metazoa; Chordata; Aves; Galliformes; Phasianidae.
CCUACCUUGGGCUCCUGCCAUCCCCAGCUGGGCCUGGCUUUAUUUAGAAAGAGAAGAAUGCUUUCUCCACGAAUCCCUCUUUCAAAAACGGGUUUUUAAGGCACUUCAGUGAGCCCCCACUGCUGGGAUGAGAGCUGCCACAGUUGCUUCCAGCUGAAAGGCUGAAACUCCAAGAAUGCUUUCAGAGCCUGAAAGCACGGAUUUGGGAGGAAAUCCACCACAGUGAGUGAUUUCAGCUGGGAAUGCAAGCUGCUGCUGCUCUUGACAGGGGACACCACAUGUGUAUAAAGGAUAAAUAGGGGAUCUGGGCAUUUCCACAGGUGCUGAAGCAUUCCUGGGUAACCAAGCACCAAGAGCCACCAGGAGUACAGCUGAUGACCAGACCUCUUCCACCUCCCAGCUUUUCCUGGAAAGCUGCGUCCCUGGAUGAGAUAUAACCCAUAACUGCUGUGGGGAACUGCCCCUUCUCCAGACCCCAGGUGUCUUCCCCAGAAGGAUAUUGCCAUGGGGACACUUUCUAGGCUCAUUUCCACACAGAAGCUACUCUCCAUCCUGCAUACUGAUCUGUGGUCAUCACCCCUUCAGAAUCAUGCCUAGCAGAAAACAAUGCAUCGUGGGGAUGUGUGACAAAUUAGCCUUGUCCCAAGCUCUCUGUGAACUAAAGCAGAGAAUAGAGGAGUUGCUGGUCCCCCAUGCACAUGGGGAUGCCAAGAGGUGGCCCCCAUGGGCUCACAGUGAGGCCAGAGCAGGUGUCCCAGCUCUAGGGCCAAAGCAAAUCAAGAGGUGCUUCCAAAAGCUAUUUUUGGGAUGCAGCCCCAUGUCUGCCCCUGUCGCAGGGGACACCGAUUUCCUGGGGCAGAAUCCCCACUGUCCUGGCUGUUUUUCUAUGCGGGGAGGAAGCGGCUGUUUUUCUGGCAAAGCCAGAGCAUGGUGGCCCGAGGAGGGAGGAAGGGGCCCCUUGGGUGCUCUUCGGGAGCUCUCACCAUGUGCUGUGGCUCCGUUCCCAGUCUGAGCUCUCAUUUCCUAUCGGAAACGAUUGCAUCCCCCUUCCUUUCAACAGGGGAGCAAGCCUCCCAGCUCGUGAUUGUGGGUGGACUGCCAUCAGUGGGAACAGGCACAGGGAGUCAAAGUGUCUGGGAGGGAGAGAGAGCCCUGAAAAACACAGAAAGGUAGCAAACGAGGUUCCCUAGGACUGACAGGAUUUAGGCUGUGUCAUUUCAUUCCCAUUUGUCCUAUAAGAAAAGCACCAGCCAGGCCAAUGGUCUCUUCCUCUGAUCGCUGACGCUCACUGCGGGCACUCAAGGCAGAUUCAUUUAUUUUUGCAGCCUCUCUUCCUUCAUUUGGCAAAGCUGCCUCAUUGAGCAAGAGGGGCCUGACAGGACUUCCGCAAACAAACUUCCUCUGCGGACCAAAGGGCAGCAAGCACUGCAGCCCUUGUACUCCACCUAAACUUCCCAAGGGACCAGGAGCAGCAGCACAAGCCAGGCUAAGUGAAGUACAGGGCGCAGGAUGGGGCAUGGGGUGCAGGAUGGGGUGUGAGGUGUCUCCAUCAGGGUGAUGGCACUCCAUUCAUGGACUAAGCACAGACCCACCCCCAUCCCUGGGCCUCUGCAGGUAAUGGCAACCACGGUGACAGAAUCUGGCGGCGUGCGGAUCAUCACAGAGGUCAUCCCCAACACAGACCCACGGGCAGCUCAGCUGGCCUCCGGCUCCAUCCAGCCCACCGUGUCUUCUUUCCAAGUCAGUGGCUUCAGGAGAGCACAGCCCAAAGUGCUGGGGGUGAGUCUGUGGCGUGGUAGGGCACGUCUCCUCGGCAUUGUGCUGCUGAUGCUGGGAUCGGGGUGGGACGCACAUAAUGGCAAUGCUAAUCCUUGUCAGCACACAGGGGAUCCCCUCUCUUCUGUCCUUUCCCAGACCAUUCACAUCGUCACCGGCAUCAUCCACUUGUGCUUUGGUGUCAUACUGACCUGUGCAGAAAACAACAGUGUCCUCUCCCUUCCUGUGGCCAGCGGAGUCUUCUUUUGGCUUGGGGUCCUGCAGCUCCUGGUUUCAGGCUCUCUCCUGGUGGAAAGUGAGAAAAGAGAGAACAUCCUGCUGGUGAAGGUGUGUUGCGUGGCCAACGCCGCCGUCAUCCUCAGCACGCUGGUGGCCAUGCUCAUACACACGGUGGCCAUCACCCACAGCAUCCCCGGCUGCAGCAGCAGCGCCAGCAUGCCGCUCCUGGUGAGGCAGGAGUGGUGCUUCAGCGCUGAGACCAAGGCCCUGAGCAACGGCUUCGACUGCAUCUUCGUCCUCUUCAGCCUGCUGGAGUUCUGCACAGCCGUGGCGGCCCUGGCCUUCGGCUGGACUGCCAUCAAGCAGUACAGUUACACACGCAUGGUAAGGGGCUCUGCUCACCGCCUUCCUCCUCAGCAGGCCCUCACGCCGGCCCUACGGCUCCUUCUUCUCCCUCUCCAGGUGCUGUAGUGAAGCCCACAC